Molecule: messenger RNA, 7424 nt
Organism: Ailuropoda melanoleuca (giant panda)
Lineage: Eukaryota; Metazoa; Chordata; Mammalia; Carnivora; Ursidae
Gene: MBOAT2
Product: membrane bound glycerophospholipid O-acyltransferase 2
Exons: 13
Coding region: 310-1605 (431 amino acids)
Biological process (GO): lipid modification
Cellular component (GO): membrane
Molecular function (GO): acyltransferase activity
Source: RefSeq, a predicted model, not a curated record
GUGGUGAAGUGUAUGCAAGAGAACAUCUGUGUGUAUGGAUUCCGUUUUUAAUCUUUAGGACUUCCGUUUUAGGAAGGGAAAUAUGAGGUGGAGGCUCAGUCCUAAUUUACCCACACAGUCAACUUUGUAGUGUGCCAACUCUUUGCCUUGCUAGCAGCCAUUUGGUUUCGAACUUAUCUACGUUCAAGCAAAACUAGCUCUUUUAUAAGACAUGUCGUUGCUACCCUUUUGGGCCUUUAUCUUGCACUUUUUUGCUUUGGAUGGUAUGCCUUACAUUUUCUUGUACAAAGUGGAAUUUCCUACUGUAUCAUGAUCAUAAUAGGAGUGGAGAACAUGCACAAAUAUUGUUUUGUGUUUGCUUUGGGAUACCUCACAGUGUGCCAAAUUACUAGAGUCUAUAUCUUUGAUUAUGGACAAUACUCUGCUGAUUUUUCAGGCCCAAUGAUGAUAAUUACCCAGAAGAUCACUAGUUUGGCUUAUGAAAUUCAUGAUGGGAUGUUUCGAAAGGAUGAAGAACUAACUUCAUCACAGAGAGGUUUAGCUGUAAGGCGCAUGCCGAGCCUCCUGGAGUACCUGAGCUACACCUGCAACUUCAUGGGCAUCCUGGCCGGGCCACUCUGCUCCUACAGGGACUACAUCACCUUCAUCGAGGGCCGGGCGCACCGCGGGGCACAGCCGGGCGCAAGUGGGAAAGACGGCCUGCCGUGCGAGAGAGCAGAGCCGUCUCCGAACGUCGCAGUCAUUCAGAAGCUCUUAGUCUGCGGACUUUCCUUAUUCUUCCACUUGACCAUCUCUAGAACGUUACCUGUGGAGUAUAACAUUGAUGAGCGUUUUCAAGCUACAGCUUCAUGGCCAACAAAAGUCGUCUAUCUCUAUAUCUCUCUUUUGGCGGCCAGACCCAAGUACUACUUUGCAUGGACGUUAGCUGAUGCUAUUAAUAAUGCUGCAGGCUUUGGUUUCAGAGGAUAUGAUGAAAAUGGAACAGCUCGUUGGGACCUGAUUUCCAAUUUGAGAAUUCAACAAAUAGAGAUGUCAACAAGUUUCAAGAUGUUUCUUGAUAAUUGGAAUAUUCAGACAGCUCUUUGGCUCAAAAGGGUUUGUUAUGAACGAGCCUCCUUGAGUCCAACUAUCCAGACGUUCAUUCUGUCGGCCAUUUGGCAUGGGGUGUAUCCAGGAUAUUAUCUGACAUUUCUAACAGGAGUGGUGAUGACAUUGGCAGCGCGAGCUAUGAGAAGUAACUUUAGACAUUAUUUCAUCGAACCUCCCCAACUUAAAUUACUGUAUGAUGUUGUAACAUGGGUAAUGACUCAAAUAGCAAUAAGUUACACAGUUGUGCCAUUCGUACUUCUUUCUGUAAAACCGUCAUUCAUGUUUUACAGCUCCUGGUAUUACUGCCUGCACGUUGCCGGUAUCUUAGUAUUAUUGUUUUUGCCGGUGAAAAAAACUCAAAGAGGAAAGACUACACAUGAAAAUGUGCAGCUGUCGCGGUCCAAAAAGUGUGAUGAAAGAGAAAACUCUUUGGGACAGAAUAGUUUUUCCACAACAAACAAUGUUUGCAAUCAGAAUCAAGAAAUAGCCUCUAGACAUUCAUCAUUAAAGCAAUGAAGGGGAAAACACUCUGAUGGCUAUUUUGUCUCUGUUAACAGAAACCAAUCUUAGCACCUUUCCGAGGGAUUUGUGUUCGUUUGAAAAGAGAUGAAGUGGGGGGCAAAUGGGAUGGAUCUAGAUGGGGAGUUUCCUGUAUACCAGAUUGGGAAUGGAGUGGAUAACCCCUCCCAUGCCACGUCCCUGUGGGCCACGCCUUAUAUAAAAAUAUUUCCAUUAUUUCAAUGGGCACUCAGGACCUCAGCAGAUGUCCAUAGGGUCAUGCGUGUGCCCUGUUGCUGAAUGUAUGUUGCGUAUCCCAAGGCACCGAAGAGGUGGAAAAAUAACCAUGUCAAUCUGGAUGAUUGAGAGAAAUUACCUUUUCCAAAUGAAUGUCUUGCCUUAAACCCUCUAUUUCCUAAAAUAUUGUUUCUAAAUGGUAUUUUCAAGUGUAAUAUUGUGAGAACACUAUUUCAAUAUUUGAUGUCAUGUGCUGUAAAGGAAUCCUGGAGGAAUUUGAAACAGGAUAUUUACGAUUGUGGACACUUUAAAAAUGCAAUAAAUAUCUCAGUAUUUGAAGGGUUUUCUUAAAGUAUCUCAAAUGACUACAGUACAUAGGUAAACUGUAAACAGUAACGGAUGCCAAAUUAUGGGUAGCUUAUUGUCCUGAAGAGUUUAAUGACUUUGUGUCAGUCAGAGCCCAUCAAGGAAGAAUUUCUUCAACAUAAUUAAAGGUUGGUAAUGUGAUAUUUUGAGCUUAUUUUCUUAAGAAAGAAAAGAAAGAAAGAAAGAAAAAGAAAGAAAGAAAGAAAGAAAGAAAGAAAGAAAGAAAGAAAGAAAGAAAGAAAGAAAGAAAGAAAACUGAGCAAGAGAAGAUGACGAAGGAAGGAAGGAAGGCAUGAAUGAAGGAAGCAACACAUGGACCGGGGCUGGAGCCCAUGGCACAGCAGGGACAGGGCACAGGUGCUCAGCAGAAGUGCUCUCCCCCUUUCUUUAUCUGAGUUCUUUGUGAUUCUGUAAAGACAUAAAUGUGUAAUGACUUUUAAUAUGUUGGACUUUUAAAUGAAACUUACCAAGCAUAAAUUAUAUAGAAUUAUAGAGGGAUUAUGAAAAUAAUCAUGGUAGCUUGCACGAGGGCUGUGAAGGAGAAAUCACGGAGUAAGGUGACCAUCUGUCUAAUCACUUACUUAUGCUUGACAGCGUAAUUCAUAAUUGGGAAAGUCUUAGGGAAAUGGAAGCUUAUAGUCAUUGGGUCUGACCCUCAUUUUUAGAGAAUAAAAGAAAGUAGUUUCCAAACUCAAAUUCUCACAUUAAAAUUUUGCUCUUAACUCUCUUUAAUGAGUUUUAGAUUCUGUAAGUAGAAGAAUGUACUUUUAUCCUGUCAGCCAUUUUCACCACAAUUAAUCUCACCUCCAAUUACUAGAUGUCUAAUCCCACAGUCUUGUGAUGUGAGGCCAGCCUGGCAUCAGGGCUUCACCAUAGGUAGUAAAUCCCAGGAUCAUGGGCUGGGAGAGAGGAGGGUGUGCAAGGCCUUCUUGACUCCACCUUCAUUUGACCCAUCUUUUAUUGGAUUUCAGCUUUAUUUGUCCAGUUUAUUUCCUUUUUGCCUUAAAUUUUUAAUGAAAUGCAAAUUGUCUAUCUCUGGUGAGUCUUUUUUUUUUUUUAAUCUUUGCUGCAAGUAAGUUUGCAAGUGAAGUUAUGUCAGAACAACUCUGGCUUAAGCUGUGUAGUUUUUCAUUUAAAGGAGAAAGGAACAGCAAAUGUACUUGGAACUUUUGCGUUCUUAAUCAGCAAAAGUAUCAGUGUAUCUUUGUAGAGGUUAGAAAUACCCUAGUCUUUGUUUAUAUAAAAUGUUUUAAUUUUUCUAAAGGUAAAAUUUUUCCACCUGCUGAGGUUAGCCAUGCCCUGUUACUUCCCAGAAAAGGACGGAUAACUAAAUAAAUGUUCCCUAUUUUCCCAUGCAUCAAAAUUAAGCUAGCUGUGUAAUGUGAGAGAAUAGAAAAGAAUAAUCAUGGAAAGUAUCUGCCCCCAAAAGGCCUCCUCAGUUUAAUUAAUGCUGCAGAGAAUCUGAUCACUAUUUUAAAAAAAGUAAAUUAAGAGUUUAAAGGACAAGUCUAGGCAUGUCAUAAGUGGAAACAAGAAAGCUUAAUAAAACUUUUUUUCAGCCCAUCUGGCCAUUUAUAAAUAAUCACUAUUUAUUUCUAUUACCUAUGUCAUUUCUCAGCCUAUAAACCUAGAAUCAUUGUUACCUGUGUCUUGCUCAGUGAAUGUACUCCCAGCGGUUUCACGCAGACAGCAGGAUGACUAAGAAUUCUCCAGUUGCUCUGAAGAUGAUACAUUAUCUAUACAGUUCAUCUGAUUUUCAUCCCCUUGGGUCAACUAGGUGGUUUUGUUUUGUUUUGUAUGAAAGGGCUUUAGGAUAGCUUUUCUCUAAUUUUGGAGAAAUUGUAAUGAUAAAUGUGCAAUCUAGAAGAAAAACUAAAGAAAUAAUUCUAAUUUUCAACUUGACUUUUCUCCUCAAGAAGAAACUUUUUGUGCUCUGUGAGAUGAAUAUAUCUGCUUGGAGUAUAAGGAUUAAUGCUUCACUUCUGCUUACGGCAGGAGAUUUGAGAACUGGUCUGUCUCCACAUACUGUUAAGAAUUAAGUGAUUUGUUGUACUAUUUUAAAUCAACAGAACAAGAUGCAGUACAUAUUUCUAUUAUUUCUCCACUCUUCAGUUGUCAUGAAACCACUCGAGAGAAAUCAGUGACCAUCAUACUUAUCCUCUUGGUUCAUUAUUAUACUACUCAGGGAAAAAAAAUUGAACAAAAAUAAUUAUUCUUCCCUCAGUUUCAUUUUCUUGAAACAGUAACAGUUAAUUUGAUGUAUCUCAGCUAUCACCAUUUUAAAGUAAGUUAUUCUCAGUUUUUCAAAUAAGCAUUUUUAUUGGAACUCAGGGUAAUUGGGGAAAUUUACUUGGCUCCUAAAAUGUCCAGCCUAAUAGAGAAGGUUUAUUUGGCUUCCACAAUGUCCAGCCACCACCUUUCUUUUGGUUAGAGAGUAUUUUUAUCAUUGACCCCUGCCAUAUGUGACUCUUCCUCAGUUCCCAGUUUUCAGAAAAAUGUGCAGUAAAAAGGAUUGUUCUAAACUGGAGAAGGUGACUCACAUUGAAGCACUAAUUGUCCUGGGAGGAGACCUGGAUGUUCAUCUGGCUCUGUUAUAAAUGAGCUAGGAUUUGGGCAAAUCACCUGUCCUCCAGCUGGAAGUUCCUUAAUAAAGGAUCAGUUCCAAAAGCUUAUGACCAGUUGUGUCUGUAAUGAGUGGGAGCCUUUAGCAAGAUCUGUAAGGGUCAUGGACAAGGGCAGAUUCACCAUCACAACUGUUGUCGUGGUCAUUUACUAUAUUAUAGAAGCUCAAAGCCCUGACUUGUCAAAAGGUUUUCUUGGCAACAGAGGAAAACCUUCCCAUCCAUUAAAUCAGAAGGUGUGGCAGCAUACCAUUUUCACUGAAUAUAAUAGCCCUUAAAGUGAAUCUUUGAUAAUGAAAUAGUCUCUAUUGAAGGAAACAUGUUUUCCUUUUGCUUUCUCUGCUUGUUCGGUUGGUUGUGCUAGGGGAACUCAAAGGUGCUCUAUGCUAGAAAAUGUUAGUACAAACCACCAAGUUUACUGAACAGGGUUUACCUUAUUGUAUAACUUCUCAAAUAUUAUCUCAUUCAAAGAUAGUUAAGGCACAUUUAAUUUAGUUACACAUUUUAAACUGCAAAAGAAAUUACAUAAAAGUUUGCCAUUAAAUACAAAACGUAUACUUUUUUUAUUCAAGGACUAGAUUACAUUUAGGACAAAAAAAAUCUUUCCUCUUUAAAAUUCAUACCUUGUAAGUUUUAAUUUGUAUAUUCAUGAACAGCUCUGGACAUUUAUACUUUUUUCUUUCCUUUUUAUAAACUUCGAAAUUGUUAGCUAAUUGUAAGAGUUCACCAUUAUAAUUGAAAGAAAAGAAUUACUGGCGAGAAUAAUUGUUUUGGAAUGAUGCCCAUUAUUGUGUCAAUGAAGGAUUUGUCCGGAGUUUUUAAUAUAAACCAGUAUUUUAUGGAGUUUUAUUAAGCCACCAGGAGUCUAUCCUGGCUGAAACUGAAUACAUCAGAUUUAACAUAGGUGCGGAGUUCCACAUAACACUGUGAAAUGUAAUCUUAACUGCCCCCAAGUACCUUAUUAAACUCUUGCUCUGAACCCGGUGUACAUUUAAUGAAUGGCUGAUCAUUUCUACAAGUAUCUAGAUGCAGAAAGUUCUGCUUUCCGCUGCUGUCCUUGUAAAAGCGGGUGUGUAACAGUGCACGCUCCUGAUGCUAAUUUGCACCUGAAACUUGGGUUUGAAAGAUCAGCAGGUCGAGGGUCUGCACGGUGUGUUUCUGCACCACCGUGUGGUCAAAUCGAUUUAUAGUAACUCUCAUUACAGAAGAAAAUUUAAAAUGAAAUUUUCCAUGUUGGUAUUUUGUAGGAAUGCUCUUAAAAUCAAUGAUUAAGCUGCUUUUUGAGGCUCUCGUACAGAGGAUGCAGCCAAUUACAUAUUAAUCGGUGGGCUGCUUAUUAAUGUUUUUAUAUGUUUUAAAAUAAUAUUUAUUUUAAUAGAUUUUUAAUAUGGAAACCCCCAUAAACAACUGACAAGCUCUAUAGGUCAUUGAUUGGGAAGACUUUCUGGAAUGGAGCCGGAAGACACCCUUUUAUGCUGACUAAUCUGUCUUGCCUUUAAAACCAACUAUACUCGUCUUCUCGUAAAGCUUUUAUAAAGCAAAAAAAAACAAAACAACCCCAAGACUAUAUGGUUCUAUAAAGAAUAGUUUAAGAUCCAUGCAAAAUCACUGUCUAGAGCUUAGGUGCAUAAGCACCUCUCCAUGUUUUAUCAGAUUUUGCUACUGUAGAAAGAAAUGGAAAUAUAAUGAAAAACUGAAAGAUACAGAGUGACAUCACUAGAAUGACUAACCAUUUUCCUAAGAACAUGUUUGAGAUGGAAAAAGGGACUGACUGCCUUUGACUGGAGCCAUAAACGACUGGAUCCUGCCCAGUCUCUAUUUUGGGGUGACUUCUUCGAGAAAUUAAUUUGGUAAUAUCUCUUUUUGUCCUUUCCUGCUAAAGGACAAACACAUGUAAAGAAUUUGACGGACUUAUAGGCCUCUUCCCAAUUUGAAGUAUUUUUGGUUCCGUAUAUGCAGAUUUGUCCACAAAGUACACUUGCCCCUGACUUUUUGUCACAAGGAGAAAAGAAUCCAAUACCCCACUCAAACAUGUUCCAAGCCGGUCUCCAUCUCUGUCCCCUGGGCGCGACUGCCUCUCUGAACCAGGAGGGCACCUUAUAAAGCAAUAGGAAUGAAAGUAAAAAAAUAAUUCAGGUGACACAGGAGAAACCCUUCCACAGGCAGAGUGAGGCUGUGUGAGUGCAUUCCUGCCUUCCUGUGAGGGCUGUAUCGUGAUCUCUGCAAGAGUGCUUGGACCGUGUCGCCCGAACACGAGGAGGGCCCCAGUUCCCGCUGCAGGUAUUGACAGCACUCGUCGGCCUUGCCUGGGUGAGACUAGCACGUGGUGGUCUGUGCUUUUUUGUUUUUAUUAUUCCAAAAUAUUUUUUUAAAGAAGUGUUAUUUUUCAACAGAUCCAUAAAUUAGUUCUUGUUGCAUGGUCCUAAAUUUAAACUGCCCCUGUGUCAGUUAGCCUGUGACAUGAGGAUUUCAUGACCGCUCAUUUCCAAUCCGUGUCCUCAGCGCUGCACUGCUGGCUUAUUGCUGGGUUUUAAAGAUGUUUUUAACUUAAAUAUAAAUGUUCUUUUCUAAUGUGUGUGUCUUUAAAAAUGAUUAAACUGUAGUUUAAAAAUA